Molecule: messenger RNA, 1149 nt
Organism: Talaromyces atroroseus
Lineage: Eukaryota; Fungi; Ascomycota; Eurotiomycetes; Eurotiales; Trichocomaceae
Exons: 1
Coding region: 1-1149 (382 amino acids)
Molecular function (GO): hydrolase activity
Source: RefSeq, a predicted model, not a curated record
AUGGCGCAUCGCAAGAGCUGGUUGGCGCGCCAACCAGUCAAGACUGUCUAUACUGUCUGCGCCGCGGUGAGGGCUAUAGCACGACUAUCCUUUCUUUCCAUCUACUAUAUCCCGCACUCGCUGCGGCCCAGAAAAACCUGGACCUGGAAGCUGGCUCUCGGGUCCGAGGCCACGAGGCUCUCCGUCGUCUACGUGACUGCAAUCCAGCUGCAGGUGCCCAUGUCCCUGGAACCAGGCGACGAAGGCGAGCGAUUCGUCAAGUGCAGUCCCCGGGCAGACCUGCAGGCAUUCUACAGCGGAAUCCUGCAAAGCAAUAAGAACAUCCAGCCCGAGACGCUUGGUGGCACGUGGUAUCCCCAUUGUUACGACAAAGACACCAGCAACAAAGUCGUGCUGCAUUUCCACGGCGGCGCCUUCGUUUUGCUGGACUCGCGCGAGGAAUAUUGUGGACACGGACUGCGCACGUUAAGCGAGCAGUUCGAUGGAAUCCCCGUGUUCUGCCCGGAAUACCGUCUGGCAACAUCGCCAACGGGGAAAUGGCCGGCCCCGUUGCAAGACGCAGUCACCUCUUACCUCUAUCUGCUCUACGAGCUGAAUAUUGAUCCAUCCCGGAUCAUCCUCUCCGGUGACUCAGCCGGUGGCACGCUGGCUCUAGCUCUGCUACGGUAUAUCAUUUCGUCGCAAUCGCGGGUCGGCGUGAAUGCGCUGCCGCUGCCUGUUGCAGUGCUCCUUUGGUCUCCCUGGGUCAAUGGGCAUGGCACGGAUGACGAAGCCAACAAAGACAACAGAAACAAAGGCAUCGACACAAUCGGACCGGGCUUCCUCAAAUGGGGGCUCCAAGAACUGACUGAUAACGAAACAAUUAUAUCGUCCUCUGAUCCAUACCUCUGCCCUCUCGCGGCCCCAUUCAAAACAGACUCGGUACCGCUAUGGAUGCAGAUUGGCACCGCAGAGCUGUUCUACAAUCCUGUGCAGAAAUUUGCGAAGAAAAUGCGAGCAGUAGGGAAUACGGUUCAUUUGUAUGAGAUUCCGGAUGCUGUGCACGACCCACUGAUCUCUUGGAAGUUGGGUUUUCAGGAGGAGCUGAAAGAGGGGAUGCGACAGGCAUGGGAUAUGGUCAAUAAUACUACUAAUGGGCGGGUUGAAUAA